GCCAUGUGGAACGGGCUGCAGUCAGCCCGAGUCAGCCUAGUGGGAGUUAUCUCUUGGGCUUAGGUAGUGCCACCAGGAUUCGCAUCCUCUACCUCCACGCACAUGUCGGCAUCAUCGAUCUUAUUUUUAUUUUUAUCUUUCCCCCCCCUCCUCCCUCGCCCCAAAACAAUCAUCAUUAUACUUCCUUCUCCUGAUCCCGUCUACCUUUCAAACUUCUUACCUCUCUACCUCUCUACCUCUUACCUCUUCUCUUUCUUACUCUCAUUCGAUAUCUCACCUCCCCCUUCUGCUCUUAUAUAUCGCCCCCCUUCUCUCUCUCUCUCUCUCUCUUUUUUGAUCUUGCCCCCCGUUGAACUAAGGAUCUCGGUUGGAUACCUCCGGUCUACCGAUUUAUCUUUCUAUUCUAUCAUUAUCGCUAUCGCCCACUCCCUGGACCCCCCAUAUUGGACUAUCACACACCCUCCUUUCCUGGAAUGGAUUCCUGUGAAUAAACCUGGAGUAUUUUGGAAACCCCGUGUGAAACUUUCCAACAGAAUUACACAAUCCUUGGACUUCCGAUUUUAUUGCCACUUGAACUCUUGGACCCCGAUCCCUUGGACACGACCCGUUCCGUGUAUAUACACACUUGCCACUCGACCGUCCCCGGAAACAUCAACGUGAAUUGGAGGACCCGACUAUAUCCCCAGGAGUAAACCACUUCUUUUUGGAUCCUUCCUCUACUAGUCUACAUCUUCAACCUUUCUCCCCUCCUCUUCCCCCCUUCCCGUGUCUUCCUCUGGACAUACCCCCGUUGGAGAUCCUCCGGAUACAUACCAUCAUAACAUGUAUCAGCACGAGCUACCAACGCCUCCCCUCACUCCGAUUCCUCGCUGCUAUACUCCCGAGGACCGGUUAGGAUUGAUCUUGGCCAACCGGCUGGAACUCACCGGCAUCCUCGGUGUCGGCGCCUAUGGAGUGGUAUAUACUGCCUUGGACAUCCACACGCAUAUUCAAUAUGCCGUCAAGGCUCUCAACAAGUCCGGGCUGGAUCCCCGACAACUCAAGUAUCAGCAACGCGAGAUUCGUCUCCACCACCGGGCCAGCCAACAUCCCAACGUCGUCUCCCUCGUUCGCAUCAUGGACUCCCUGGAUUGUACCUACGUCGUGAUGGAGUUUUGCCCCGAGGGCGACUUGUUCUCCAGCAUCACCGACAAGGGCCACUUUGUCGGGAAUGACCCCUUGGUCAAGCGUGUGUUCCUGCAACUCCUGGAUGCCGUACAGUUCUGCCAUUCCAUUGGGAUUUACCACCGGGAUCUGAAGCCGGAGAACGUCCUGGUGACGGACCAGGGUAUGACCGUUAAGCUCGCCGACUUUGGCCUUGCGACCGAGGAUUACUAUACCUCGGACUUUGGUUGCGGUUCCACUUUCUACAUGUCGCCUGAAUGUCAACAAUCCCACCCCCGCCCCAUGUCUUGCUACGCCUCGGCCGCCAAUGACGUCUGGAGUCUCGGCGUGAUGCUGGUCAACCUGACCUGUGGUCGCAACCCCUGGAAGCGCGCCUCGCUCGAGGAUUCCACUUUCCGGGCCUACCUCAAGGAUCCUUUCUUCCUCAAGUCCAUCUUGCCCCUAUCCACGGAGAUGGUCUACAUUCUGAGCCGUGUCUUCGAACGCGACCCAGCCAAGAGGAUCACUAUCCCGGAACUGCGCCAGAUGAUCGUGGACUGCCCCCGGUUCACCGACUCGAUGACUACGGCUCCCGCCCCGGUUCCGCCAACCCCAGUCCAAGUCCUUCAGCCCCAGAUCCCCGUCCCGGUCCCCACUGCUUGGGAUCGCCUUCAGGCUCUUAUUCCACCGGCCCAUCAGGUUCCGUUCACCAUGCCCAUGGAUUUCAAUCACCAGCAGUUGCCUAUGCACGCCCAGCCUUCCGGCUCGUCUUCGGAUUCCUCGUACUACUCGGACUUUUCCGAGUCUGCGAUCUCGGAUGCGUCCGCUCUCACCGAGGACUACUCCGAUUUCUCCGACUACAAUUGCAUGUCGCCGGUUGCCUCGGAGCAGGUGCAAGUCCCGGACUGCAAGGUCGUCUUCCCUCAUCCGAUUUGCGUGGAACAAUCCGUUCCCGUGGAAGCUUUCACUGCUGGCGCCCCGAUCCAGGUCUGCUGAAUUCCCUGAGGACCUCUUUACACUACUCUCGAUCUCUCUCUCCACUUUGGACUCCCUUCUACCACUCCCCUUUUCUUAACGCAGCUUCACGAUCUCACGUCCCCCCCAACCAACAACUAUUCACUCUGGAUUUGCUUUUUUCUCUAUGCGCCUGGAGUUUUAUUCGAUCAAGCAUCUCGGUUGCUCUACUCUGGAUUGAUUCCUCAUUUUCAAAAGCUGCUGCGCAAAAAAAAAAAGUGUGCUUGCCGAGGAUGAUCAACCCCCCCCCCCCCCCCCAUCCCAUUUGGAAUCUCGGCCACCAGCUUCUUCACCGUGACUCUUUUUAAUUGCCUGGACAUAUUUCCCCCUUUUUCUUGGAUUAUACCCCCACAACUUGGCCCAGCGACGUGUGACUUCUGGAUCCCACACCGCUGGACUUUUCUAUCCUGAACCGUCCCCGCCGGACAGGACAGGAUGGAGCUGUUUCCUUUCUACUGUUUUGAUAUUUUGCCACAUAGUGGCCGGAUGGAUGUUUUGAUCGUCUUUUUUUUUCCUUUUCUCUUGACACAUUGGCAUAAUAUAUUGGGAGGCUCGCUUUGAAGAAAGACAGACGGACCCCUGGGUCGGGCUGCUGUCAUCGUCUCUGUCUGGAAUUGGAGACCUGAACUUCGUGCACGGGUCGUUCUGGCGUUGGCUAUUUCGCUUCCUUGAAUUUUCUUCUGUGAUAAAGGCUCCUUUUUUACCUUUUUCUGUUUACGAUUUCAUGGGUGGUGAUCAGAUAUGAUCUUCUCGGAUUUUUUGUGUUUGCAUGUGCAUAGACUUGUUUUCGCGGCACAGGCUGGUUUGGUUUCGGAUUUGGAUCUGGAAGGCUAUGGCUGUCUUUGGGAUUGGGACUUUUGACUAUUUACGAUAUGAUACCUUGAAGACUCUACGGAGCGAAUUGAACAAAUACAUCUCAUCUACUACCUAUUUGAUUCUCG
Molecule: messenger RNA, 3098 nt
Organism: Penicillium brasilianum
Lineage: Eukaryota; Fungi; Ascomycota; Eurotiomycetes; Eurotiales; Aspergillaceae
Source: the annotation of a GenBank genome assembly